GUGUUUUUCUGUCUGCUCAGUGGAAGCCAUUGCAAGUGUGUCUAUAUGGAAAAUCCGGCAUAAAAUCGUGAAUUUUUGGACAAUUGAGUGCGUAAAGUUGUACUUUCCCUAGAAAUUGUACUGACUUUCUCGUGUAAUGUGCAAAUAUUGAGUGGUUUAUGGUUUUGCUGUGACCUUCCAGUGACAAAACCAAUAAGUGAAACUUGUUUUUGGGAAAGAAGUCUUCUUUAUACUGACUAUUAAAGUGACCAAAAAUCAAUCGGCAUGAAUAACAACGGGUUCAGUACCGGAGAGGAAGAUUCGAGGGGUCCGGCCGACCAAGUUUGCUGUCUUAUGGAUGAUGGCGAACGAUGCCGUAACCAGGCCGGAAAUGCAUCAUACAGCAAGCGGAUUCAAAAGACGGUCACCCAAAGGAGGCUCAAGUUGAGCAUCGAUACGGCUGCACGACACAUUUACAUUUGCGAUUACCACAAGGGUCGCAUCCAGUGCGCUCGUACAAAGCGUCGUCGUCGUGAAUCGGAGGACGACAGCAACGAAACGGACACCGAUUUGCCAGAAGUGGAUCUCUACCAGCUCCAGGUGAAUACUCUGCGGCGUUACAAACGAUUCUACAAGGUGUCUACACGGCCUGGAAUCAAUAAAGCUCAGCUAUCAGAGACAAUUAUGAAGCAUUUUAAAACUAUCCCCAUCAAGGAGAAAGAAAUUCUCACCUAUUUUAUCUACAUGGUCAAGUCCAACUCAAACAAACUGGAUCAAAAGAACAACAACAACAGUGAGGCCACAUGAAAAUGACUGUAAAUUAGGGCUAGAGUCCCUAGAGUCCAACCGGUAGAGUUUAUUUUUAAUUUUUAAGUGUAAUUAUGAGUAAGAUUUCCAGAGAUCAAACAGUCCUUGAUUGUGUUGUCCCGCGUUCCAACACAAACUGUUGAGUUUAUUUUUGAACUCGUUAAAUCGAAUCAGAAGUUGUUCUAGGAUUCUUUUACGGUAAGUAGACAUAGGAUUCAGAUUGUGACACACUCCAGGAACGUACCCUUACCACACAUAAAGUAGUAAGCUAUGUAAACGGCUAAUAGUGCAA
Messenger RNA from Uranotaenia lowii, 1078 nucleotides. It is a transcript of the gene Sap30, whose product is annotated as histone deacetylase complex subunit SAP30 homolog. Bases 265 to 786 code for a protein of 173 amino acids. NCBI's taxonomy places the organism in Eukaryota, Metazoa, Arthropoda, Insecta, Diptera, Culicidae. Gene Ontology annotation, cellular component: histone deacetylase complex. The record is from RefSeq and is a predicted model, not a curated record. The transcript is spliced from 3 exons. Gene Ontology annotation, molecular function: protein binding; transcription coregulator activity. Gene Ontology annotation, biological process: regulation of DNA-templated transcription.